Ficedula albicollis (Collared flycatcher) is the source of this 4874-nucleotide messenger RNA. It is a transcript of the gene STK35, whose product is annotated as serine/threonine kinase 35. Gene Ontology annotation, biological process: protein phosphorylation. Lineage: Eukaryota; Metazoa; Chordata; Aves; Passeriformes; Muscicapidae. The record is from RefSeq and is a predicted model, not a curated record. The annotation marks the transcript as partial. Gene Ontology annotation, molecular function: protein kinase activity; ATP binding. The transcript is spliced from 3 exons.
CCCCGCCUGCUGGCCGAGAUCGGCCGCGGCGCCUAUGGCGUGGUGUACGAGGCGGUGUCAGGCCGUAGCGGCGCCCGGCUGGCGGUGAAGCGGAUCCGCUGCGACGCUCCCGAGAACGUGGAGCUGGCGCUGGCCGAGUUCUGGGCCCUGACGAGCCUCCGGCGGCAGCACCCCAACGUGGUGCGGUUCGAGGAGUGCGUCCUGCAGCGGCACGGCCUGGGGCAGCGCAUGAGCCACGGCAACAAGCGCAGCCAGCUCUACCUGCGCCUCGUCGAGACCUCCCUCAAAGGUGAGAGGAUCCUGGGCUAUGCAGAGGAGCCUUGCUACCUGUGGUUUGUCAUGGAGUUCUGCGAAGGGGGAGACCUCAACCAGUACGUGCUGUCCCGGAGGCCCGACCCAGCCACCAACAAGAGCUUCAUGCUGCAGCUGACCAGCGCCAUCGCCUUCCUGCACAAGAACCACAUUGUCCACCGGGACCUGAAACCAGACAACAUCCUGAUAACUGAGAAAUCUGGCACCCCCGUGCUCAAGGUGGCUGAUUUUGGGCUGAGCAAGGUCUGCGCUGGCCUGACUGCUCGGGGCAAGGAGGGGGGGCAUGAGAACAAAAAUGUGAAUGUGAACAAGUACUGGCUGUCCUCGGCCUGUGGCUCUGAUUUCUACAUGGCACCCGAGGUGUGGGAGGGACACUACACUGCCAAGGCUGACAUCUUUGCCCUGGGCAUCAUCAUCUGGGCCAUGAUUGAGAGGAUCACUUUCAUUGAUGCAGAGACCAAGAAGGAGCUGCUGGGCACUUACAUCAAGCAGGGGACGGAGAUUGUGCCUGUUGGGGAAGCGCUGCUAGAAAACCCAAAGAUGGAACUGCACAUCCCUCAGAAACGCAGGACUUCCAUGUCUGAGGGGAUCAAGCAGCUCUUGAAAGACAUGUUGGCUGCUAACCCGCAGGAUCGACCUGAUGCCUUUGAGCUUGAAACCAGAAUGGACCAGGUUACAUGUGCUGCUUAAAUUCAGGGCAGGGCACUGCUGUGCUUUGCAGCUGGAUUUAUUUACCAGGGACCCAUAAUCUCCAUUAUUUAUGUGCAACAAGGAAGUCAAAGAUAAGGGAAGCUGAUGAUGCAGAAGAUCCCUGGUCUACUGGAUCUCUGGCAAUGUGAAAUAGUUGGAUGUUACUUUUUUGCAUUGGGAAGGGGUGUUAUGAGGGUGUGGGAGGGGGCUUCAGGGGCCUGUGGAAGAUCUCAAGCUGGCAGCUGUCACACUCAGAGGACUUUGAAACAAGAUCCAGAGAGCAAAGCUGCCCUUGCCCAGCCCUCCCCAUGUCUCCCAUGCUGCUGUUUGACUCAGUAGAUGUUUCAUAAGGAAGUGGGAAUCAGCAGCCUGAUGGUGAGGUGUGCUGCCAGGCACCAGCUCCGAGUCCAGCUGGGCACAGUUUUGGGUUCAAAGCUAUUGAUUUUGCCUAGGGAAAAUGGGAGCAAAGUGGUGGCUAGGUUUGCAUUGGGAGUGCAGUGCUUUAGGAAAAACGAGUCUCUUGGACCACACAUUGCAAGCAGCUAAAUAACUUCAUAGCCAGGCAGCUCCUGAAUAGGUGGUGCUGCCCAGGCUUGUGAGCAGCUGACAUUAGGAUAGAGUAGGAUAAAUAAGCUGGAAAGCCAUUUGGCAAAGCAGGUCUUCCCAAGCUGGAUUUCAUGAUGAUCUUUGUUACUGUCUUUCUGUUCAGAGGCAACUGGGGAGCUGCUGAGUUCAUUUUCAGGUUGACAUUAUCUGAGUACAGGAGAAACAGAAAGCUGUCUACUCCUCUGAUCCAUUUAAUGCCAAACUUCAGUCAAUAGGAACAAUUCUGUGGAGAGAAGGUUUGGCCUUAAUACGUCAUGGGCUGGGUUCUAGCCUCCCACGGGACACUUUUCCCUGCUAGCUAAUGAUCUCCAGGAAGCAAAAGGCAAUGCUGCUAUUCAGGGUGGGUUACAGUACAGUACAGCUCAGGUCAGGAGAUUGGAACCUCAGGCUGAGCAGUUAAUACUCAAUUUCCUUGCCUAUACUUAAAUCAAAACUCCUAUUCUGUGGCUGCCCUGUGUUGAUGAUCUUUAGACUUUGCUCACUGUAAAUGCAAUGUAAAGCACCACCUCUUCUCUACCCUGCAGCUUCUGAACCACCUAAAAUGUUUCUCAGCAGGUGAAAUCUCCUGGCAGUGGUUUGGGAAGUGGGCUGGUCUGACCCAGCAUCACUCCUGAGCUGCCAGGGUGCUCUGUCUGGAGUUGGCUGUGGCCACAGGCAGGAGGGGGUCCCCUGGCCCCCUCAUUCCUGGCUGUGGGAACUGCUCCUUGCCUGCAGCUUUCCUCUGUCAUCACUGGAAGGUUCCUAACUGGCAGCACCUCCGUUUAUCUCCUCAGUGUACUAUACUGACCUCACAGGAACUAAUGGAAAUGGAGGAAAUUCAGGUGGGCUCAGGCAGAGCAGGGAAAGGAUGGAGAGUCUUCUUUCUUCUCUUCCAUCUUUUGCAGGACACAAAACAAAAGCUGUGGCUGCAGGAAGGCCUGGUCCUUCUUAGGAGGGCCAGGAGGCUCCAGACUGGCUGUCACUGACUUGUGAAGGUUUGGACAGCACAAAUGCACUGCCAAGCCCUUCUUCUCACACUGUGCUUGUGUUUGUCUCUAGGGAUGCUUCUAUGGGCUGCAGCUGGGUGGGAUUCCUGCAGCUUCCUGUGCUGCAUCCCGCAGGAAGGGGAGAAUGAACCAUUUAGCUCACAAGUGCAGUGUUAGUGCCCUGAUUGCUGGACCAUCCUUCCUCCACCUGGCAGAGCUUUUGCUCCUUACAGCUGUUCCAACUGAACCCUGGCCUGAAUGGGUGCAGGAAGAGGGCAGGAGGUGAAGCUGGAAGGCAGUGAGUGGAUUGCCCUGUUCUUACGACAGGACUGAGUCCAGCAGGCCCUAGGAGGGUCAGCCCCCUUGGUCCAAUGCUGUUUCAGGCCAUCUUCAAACCACACGGUUCCACCUCAGCUCUUGCAUUGCAAAUGUGUUUUUCAAGCAGCUUGAUUCUAGUGAGCUAGACCGUAGUGCCUUACUUAGGAUUUAGCAAACACUUCCAAGGAGGAGUCCUAGGGCUGCUAGCCUUUGGCCAAUGUGGAUGUUUCCCUGAUUAGUUUGUCGUUUUAAGAGCAUUUCUCUCUGAUUUUGCUGCUGUUUGUGCUCAGCUCCCCAGACUAUACAGGAACCUGCCUUGUGUUUACAGCUCCCCACAUCUCUCCUUCAGUUACUUUGGCCCAGACCAGCACUCCCUCUAGAACAAGGUGGGAACAGGUAACAGCUCAAACCUGCAUAUGCUGUGGGAUGGAGAAUGUUUAGGCUUCUCUUCCCAGGUGGGUCUGUUGGGCCUCACUUGCUCAGCUCCUGCAGGCCAAACUUCUUCCUCUGCUGUGGAUGUUUGGCACUAGGAAGCAGUGCUGGGAAAAUCCAAGUUUAAGAAAGCAGCACCAAGCCUGUGGCCCAUUUCCCAGCCCAGGGCCAUGCUGUUUGUCUCUUCCUGGCUGCAGUGAAGCUGAGCAUCCAGGUGCUGGGGGUAGCUGGUUAGUGUGGGGGGAGCCAAGCCACCCUUGCAGAACUCUCUGGGUUUGUGCUGCCCCAGAUGGUGCCAGGGGAGUGAUUGUAUGAAACUGUUUACUUCUGAUUUUGCUGUUUACAAGAGGGAUGUUGGGUGGGUGGGGGGAACAAGCAAAGCCUCAGGAGGAUUGGGAAACGUGUUAUCUGCACCAGCCUGCAGCAAGGCCAAUACCACUGGCAUCAUGCAGGUGUCACGGGGAUCUCCCAGCCAGCUUUGGUCCAUGGGGAGGAAAGCAGAGGUGGCUCUAGCUUAGAGGGGUUAGAUUAGCUCCCCUAUAUCCCCUUGCUGCUGUGUUUGAGGUUCAGCAGUGCUAGUGACAGAUAAGAGUUACCCCUGUGGUCUUCCUUUACUCCUCAGGAUCCAGCUCCUUCACAUAUCACAGGCUCCCAGAGCCUUUCUGGAGCAAUAAGAUGUAAAACAAGCAUUACCAUCGUUGUGGAAAUCCUCUGUUGUGUGCAGUGUCUCUCUUCCGUAUGCAGUAUGAGUCUGGGUUUAAGCCUGCCGAGCAUCACAGGGCAGCUGCUGCAGGGCACAAACUGGGAUUUGUUUCCUUGGGCUUUCUGCAGGUCAGGAGAACAGGGAAACACACUGCUGCUUUCCUUCCUUACCCCAGGCCUGUGCUGCCCAAAGCCUCACACUACAGCUACCUGCGGCAAGGGUGCUCCUGGUCCCCUUUUUAGCAAUGCUGGCAUGGGAGGGUGAGAGGAGCUCAAUGCUGUGCUCUGCUCCUCACAGCCCCCAUCCCAUCAGCAUUGGGAAAGCAGAGCCCCCAUUUCCCUUGCACCAGGAUGCAGGCAAUGCUUGUGCCACUGGGAAGAGUUGUGCCAGUGGCUUCUGUGCUCCUCAGCUGGUUAUAGGCACAUCCAGCGUGUGGGCCCUUCAAGUCCAGAAACAUUUCACACUUCAGGGUGUCUGGGGUGGUGGGUGUUGCUGGAAGGGAAGUGCAGGGAGCUGCUCUCUUCCAGCUGUGAUCUGCCAGAUCAUUUCUCUGCAGCCUGCCCAAAAGCUUUUAGCCCUGAGGGUGUAUCUAGGCUGGUGGAAGAGCUCACAGGGGCCACACAGGAGUGCCUGGUGUCCCCAGCCUGGUGCCUGUUCCCUCCACAGCAGCUGCCCAGGCCAGCAUGGACCUUCAGCUCACUCACCCAGCAGAAAACAGCAGCUUUGCAGGGUGAGCUUCUUCACUAUCACACCAGCGGAGGCCUGGGACACCCUGCCCCAGCCCUGCUGAGGGCUCUCCCCAUUCCCCACAACUCCUGUGCUGAGCUAGUAAGAGCAGAAGGUUUAAA